GCCGGCAAUCCUGAGGGGAAAAUUGUUUAAUUUCGACCCCCAUAAAGGGGGAAAAGGAUCCGUUGGUGACGGGGAAGCCUGGUGGGAAAGUGGGGCCGUUCGGGAAGCCCCCGUUUGUGAGCCUUCCGAUCUCCGGGCCCUCUCGCCCUCCCCGCCAGCGACCAAAGACUCGACCGCCUGACCCAGCCGGGCGCCUUUUCUUCUUCUUCCGCCCCCCCCACUCCGGCCCCAAGCUGUUCGCCAUGGACACCGGUGUGAUUGAAGGUGGAUUAAAUGUCACGCUCACCAUCCGGCUCCUGAUGCACGGCAAGGAAGUCGGAAGCAUCAUUGGGAAGAAAGGAGAGUCUGUCAAGAAGAUGCGUGAAGAGAGCGGGGCAAGGAUCAAUAUCUCCGAAGGGAAUUGCCCCGAGAGGAUCAUCACCUUGGCCGGACCCACCAACGCCAUCUUUAAAGCCUUCGCGAUGAUCAUUGACAAACUGGAAGAGGACAUCAGCAGCUCCAUGACCAAUAGUACGGCCGCUAGCCGACCCCCGGUCACUCUGCGGCUUGUGGUCCCUGCCAGCCAGUGCGGCUCUCUCAUCGGGAAAGGAGGAUGCAAGAUCAAAGAAAUUCGAGAGAGCACGGGGGCUCAGGUCCAAGUGGCGGGAGACAUGUUGCCCAACUCGACCGAGCGGGCCAUCACCAUCGCCGGGAUCCCGCAGUCGAUCAUCGAGUGCGUCAAACAGAUCUGCGUGGUCAUGUUGGAGACUCUGUCCCAGUCUCCCCCGAAGGGUGUGACCAUCCCGUACCGGCCCAAGCCGUCCAGCUCCCCGGUCAUCUUUGCCGGCGGUCAGGACAGGUACAGCACAGGCAGCGACAGUGCCAGCUUCCCCCACACCACCCCGUCCAUGUGCCUCAAUCCUGACCUGGAGGGACCACCUCUCGAGGCCUAUACCAUUCAAGGACAGUAUGCCAUUCCACAGCCAGAUUUGACCAAGCUACAUCAGUUGGCGAUGCAGCAGUCUCACUUCCCCAUGACGCACGGCAACACCGGAUUCAGCGGCAUUGAAUCCAGCUCUCCAGAGGUGAAAGGCUAUUGGGCAGGUUUGGAUGCAUCCGCUCAGACUACUUCUCACGAACUCACCAUUCCAAACGACUUAAUUGGCUGCAUAAUCGGGCGUCAAGGCGCCAAGAUCAAUGAGAUCCGCCAGAUGUCUGGGGCGCAGAUCAAAAUUGCCAACCCGGUGGAGGGGUCUACUGACAGGCAGGUGACCAUCACUGGAUCUGCCGCCAGCAUCAGCCUGGCCCAAUAUCUAAUCAAUGUCAGUUUAGAAAACGCUAAACCCUCCUCCCAGGCAGCCUCGGUCACGAUUCCCGAUCACCUCAGCAUCAACCUCUCUCAACCCUCCACCCCUUCUUCUUCUUCUUCCUCCUCCACCACCACCCCCUCGCUGGCCACGGCGGGGACCUCCGACGCGCCCUCCAGCCUCCCCAACCCUCUUCCGACCGCCCCUUGUGUCUCCAGUCUGCUUGGCAUGAAACCCAUCCCUCUCCUGGCUCUCAAUGUCGUGUCCUCCGCUAAGGGGCCCGGGGCCUCGGGGGCGUCCUCCUCCUCCUCCUCCUCCUCCGCCGCCGCCGCCGCCGCCGCCGCCGGGGCCUCCGCCGGGGCCUCCGCCGUGCCCUGCGCCCCUAACAAACUGAAAGCCGAGAAACAGAGAUUCUCUCCCUACUGACCGCCCCCCGCCCCGCCCCGGGGGGGUGGCUCACGGGGGCGUCCCCGACUCCCGUGGGAGGAAACCGAACCAGUGUGGGCUUUGUGACUUUCUUUUACCCCCCUUCUCCCCUCUCCCCGUCUCCUUUGGUGCUUUCUCUGGGUGGGUGGGGGGUGGGGGCCCCUUGCUUAGGUCUAGGUCGGUCUAGCUGAGUGUUACCCGUCCCGCCGUCUGUGACUUGUUGAGUUCUCCAGCUAGAGCUGUAGCCGUUGCUUUCCUCGCUCCCUCUCUGUCUCUCUUUCUCUCUCUCAUAGCUUGUUUUUCGCCUCGCGCUUAAUGGACAAAAUUGUGUCAGGGUCUGUGUUCACCAAUAAAGGUUUCUCCGCCGUUUUGAAAACAGCAAAAGCCGCGCCCCGUAAACCCUUUUCUCCCCCCCCCUCCCCGCCCCUUCUCGGUUAAGUUGCUCAGCAGACUUAACUGGUCUCUGUAGCCGUAAUAAAGUUGGCACCGUGAGAACGUC
Tachyglossus aculeatus (Australian echidna) is the source of this 2211-nucleotide messenger RNA. It is a transcript of the gene PCBP2, whose product is annotated as poly(rC) binding protein 2. Gene Ontology annotation, molecular function: single-stranded DNA binding; mRNA binding. The record is from RefSeq and is a predicted model, not a curated record. The transcript is spliced from 15 exons. Gene Ontology annotation, cellular component: nucleoplasm; cytoplasm; nucleus. Bases 243 to 1712 code for a protein of 489 amino acids. Gene Ontology annotation, biological process: regulation of RNA metabolic process; regulation of gene expression. NCBI's taxonomy places the organism in Eukaryota, Metazoa, Chordata, Mammalia, Monotremata, Tachyglossidae.